AUGGCCCACACAGGCCCCAGGAAGAAGAGAGCCAGGCAGAUGGGCACAUCCAUGGCUCCCACUCAAGAUAUAAAGUUUCGGGAUUUGGUCCUCUUCAUUUUGGAGAAGAAAAUGGGAGUCACCCGCAGGGCCUUCCUCAUGGAGUUGGCCCGAAGGAAAGGGUUCAGGGUUGAAAAUGAGCUCAGUGACUCCGUCACCCACAUUGUGGCAGAAAACACCUCUGGUUCCGAUGUUCUAGAGUGGCUUCAGGUGCAGAAAAUAAAAUCCAGCGCACAGCUAGAACUCCUCGAUGUCUCCUGGCUGAUAGAAUGUAUGGGAGCAGGAAGACCAGUGGAGAUGACAGGAAAACACCAGCUUGUAGUGAGAAGAGAUCUGUCAUCCAACACCAACCCCGGUCCGCAGAAGACCCUACCACCAGCUGUAGAAAAUAUCUCGCAAUACGCGUGCCAGAGAAGAACCUCCCUAAACAACUGUAACCGCAUCUUCACGGAUGCCUUUGAGAUAUUGGCUGAAAACUUUGAGUUUAGAGAAAAUGGAGGGUCUUGCCUGGCAUUUAUGAGAGCGGCUUCUGUGCUGAAAUCUCUUCCUUCCCCGAUCAUCAGCAUGAGGGACACCGACGGCAUUCCCUGCCUGGACGACAAGGUGAAGUGUGUCAUAGAGGAGAUAAUUGAAGAUGGGGAAAGUGCUGAAGUGAAAGCUGUGUUGAAUGAUGAACGCUAUAACUCCUUUAAACUUUUCACGUCUGUGUUUGGAGUGGGAUUAAAGACAUCCGAGAAAUGGUUCAGGAUGGGUUUCAGAACGCUGAGUAAAGUAAGAAGCGACAAAACCCUGAAAUUUACACGGAUGCAGAAAGCAGGAUUCCUCUACUAUGAAGACCUUCUCAGCCGUGUGACCAGGCCUGAAGCAGAUGCCGUCAGCAUGCUGGUUCAAGAGGCUGUGUGGGCAUUCCUGCCGGAUGCCUUCAUCACUGUAACAGGAGGCUUCCGCAGAGGGAAGAAAAUUGGACAUGAUGUUGAUUUUUUAAUCACCAGCCCAGGAGCAACAGAAGAAGAAGAGCAACAACUUUUACAUCAAGUGAUAAACUUAUGGGAGAAAAAGGGAUUGCUUUUAUACUAUGACCUUGUUGAGUCCACAUUUGAAGAACUCAAGCUGCCUAGCAGGAAGGUGGAUGCUUUUGAUCAUUUUCAAAAGUGCUUUCUGAUUUUAAAACUGUACCAUCAGACGGUAGCCAGUGGCCAGUCCAGCCAGCUGCAAGAAAAGACCUGGAAGGCCAUCCGCGUGGACCUGGUCAUGUGCCCCUAUGCGAACCGAGCCUUUGCCCUACUAGGCUGGACUGGCUCCCGGCAGUUUGAGAGGGACCUCCGGCGCUAUGCCACACAUGAGCGGAAGAUGAUUCUGGAUAACCAUGCUCUGUAUGACAAGACCAAGAGAGUGUUUCUGAAAGCAGACAGUGAAGAAGACAUUUUUGAGCAUCUGGGAUUGGAGUACAUUGAACCGUGGGAAAGAAAUGCCUAGAAAAAAGUUGUGGAAACACUCCCCGCCUCCACCCCGUUUUAUUG
Messenger RNA from Echinops telfairi (small Madagascar hedgehog), 1559 nucleotides. RefSeq names its product DNA nucleotidylexotransferase (gene DNTT). The coding region runs from base 1 to 1515 and encodes 504 amino acids. Gene Ontology annotation, cellular component: nucleus. Gene Ontology annotation, molecular function: DNA binding; DNA-directed DNA polymerase activity; DNA nucleotidylexotransferase activity. The record is from RefSeq and is a predicted model, not a curated record. The transcript is spliced from 11 exons. NCBI's taxonomy places the organism in Eukaryota, Metazoa, Chordata, Mammalia, Afrosoricida, Tenrecidae. Gene Ontology annotation, biological process: double-strand break repair via nonhomologous end joining.